AUGACAGAAAAACAUAACUCCAAGCCAAUUAAUAACAUGUCUUCAUCCGAUUCCAACAUCGAAGAUUUUGAAGCAGGCCGAUAUGGUCCCCUGGCCCAUGUUAACACUGCCGAGAGCCGCCUCCCUGCCUUUGGUGGUGAGUUCCAACCGGGCCUCUACCGAUCACCCAGGGAUCGCCGAUUCGCCAACCCAGCGCCUCUCGGUCUAUGUGGAUUUGCCUUGACGACUUUCAUGCUUGGGUGUAUUCAAAUGAAUGUAAAGGGGAUCACGAAGCCUAACAUGAUCGUUGGGCCAGCUUUGGCAUACGGUGGCCUAGUACAGCUUCUUGCAGGAAUGUGGGAGAUGGCAAUUGGGAAUACAUUCGGUGCUACCGUUUUGUCUUCUUAUGGAGGAUUCUGGAUCUCUACUGCCAUUAUUUUUAUCCCCGGCGGAUUCAACAUCAUGGAUGCCAUGAUCGAAGCCGAUGAAGGAUCCCACAUAAUGUUCUACAAUGCUUUUGCCCUCUACCUCAUGGCCUGGUUUAUAUUCACUUUUAUGAUAAUGCUGUGCACAGUCAAGUCAACUGUAGCGUUCUUUUCUCUUUUCUUCGUUGUUGAUCUCGCUAUUCUUCUCAUCGCUCUAUCAUACUUCUACCCCAAUGCGGAAGAACUGCCUAAUGAAGGCCUGAUGAAGGCAGGGGGCCUCUUUGCCUUUUUGGGAGCUUUUCUAGCUUGGUAUAACGCCUUUGCUGGUAUUGCUGAUAAUAGUAAUAGUUUCUUUGUUGUCCCUGUUGUCCAUUUCCCAUGGUCUGAGAAAAAGCGAAGCGCAAGACAAGCGAAGGGUGUAAGUGGUGCUGUCUGA
Messenger RNA from Penicillium macrosclerotiorum, 840 nucleotides. RefSeq names its product acetate uptake transporter family protein. NCBI's taxonomy places the organism in Eukaryota, Fungi, Ascomycota, Eurotiomycetes, Eurotiales, Aspergillaceae. The coding region runs from base 1 to 840 and encodes 279 amino acids. The transcript is spliced from 3 exons. Gene Ontology annotation, cellular component: plasma membrane. The record is from RefSeq and is a predicted model, not a curated record. Gene Ontology annotation, molecular function: acetate transmembrane transporter activity.